Molecule: messenger RNA, 247 nt
Organism: Acaulospora colombiana
Lineage: Eukaryota; Fungi; Glomeromycota; Glomeromycetes; Diversisporales; Acaulosporaceae
Source: the annotation of a GenBank genome assembly
UACUCGAUCUCCUUCACCGCCUACUUCCAUGCUUCUCCCGCUCAAGGAUAGUAGAAAUGCUGUAAUUCAGACUAGCCUGAAAAUAUCAUCCACCUUGCUUAGACGUAUCGAAAUAUUUGAGGAAAACGAUAACCAAAUCAUACUCAGCAGUCGACAAGUCAAUUUACUGCAUGCGAAUGUUCUCAUCCGCCGCUCAUUUGCUUACCCUAAUCCCUUGUUUAUUGUCAAAUCGGAAUCUGCGCUCUGA